Messenger RNA from Prunus dulcis (almond), 2541 nucleotides. RefSeq names its product peroxisomal fatty acid beta-oxidation multifunctional protein AIM1. The coding region runs from base 207 to 2381 and encodes 724 amino acids. Gene Ontology annotation, biological process: fatty acid beta-oxidation. The record is from RefSeq and is a predicted model, not a curated record. The transcript is spliced from 18 exons. NCBI's taxonomy places the organism in Eukaryota, Viridiplantae, Streptophyta, Magnoliopsida, Rosales, Rosaceae. Gene Ontology annotation, molecular function: NAD+ binding; (3S)-3-hydroxyacyl-CoA dehydrogenase (NAD+) activity. Gene Ontology annotation, cellular component: peroxisome.
UGCAAGUUGCCACUAGUCACACUGAAGCCAAAUUUCUCCACAUUGCAGUGAGCCCCGAGCAUUAUUAUCAAUCAAUCAACGAACAUAUAAAAAGACCGACCCACCCAUACACUGCGAUCUCCUCAUCGUCUUCAUCAUUAUCAGCUCUCUCACUGUGUUUUCCUUGUCUUCUUCACGAAACCCUAAGAACUCUGGUUCGUGAAUCCAUGGCGAAGGUCAAGGUCACCUUGGAGGUCGGGAACGACGGCGUUGCCGUGAUCACCAUAUUCAAUCCCCCUGUCAACGCCUUGGCCAUACCGAUUAUAGCGGGGUUGAAGGAGAAGUUCGACGAAGUCGCGAAAAGAAAUGAUGUCAGGGCUAUCGUUUUGACUGGCAAUGGAGGAAGGUUUUCUGGUGGGUUUGAUAUCAAUGUUUUCGAGAAGGUUCACAAGUCUGGGGAUGUUUCACUUAUGCCCGAUGUCUCUGUUGAAUUUUUGGUUAACAAACUUGAAGAUUCAAAAAAACCUGUUGUUGCUGCUGUGGAAGGACUUGCACUUGGAGGUGGCUUGGAGUUGGCAUUGGGGUGCCAUGCACGAAUUGCUGCUCCAAGAACUCAACUUGGCCUGCCAGAGUUGACACUUGGAGUAAUUCCAGGAUUUGGAGGCACACAACGUCUUCCAAGGCUUGUAGGGCUUCGUAAGGCAGUUGAAAUGAUGCUGUUAUCCAAGUCAAUCAUGUCUGAAGAAGGGAAGAAGCUUGGUCUUAUCAAUGCUAUUGUGCCUUCUCAAGAGUUGCUGAAAGUAUCUCGUUUAUGGGCUUUGGACAUUGCUGAGAGGCGCAAACCUUGGUUGCGCUCUCUUCACAGGACAGAUAAGCUUGGUUCCCUGUCUGAGGCACGUGAGAUACUGAAAGUUGCUAGACAACAAGCCAGGAAGACUGCUCCCAACAUGCCUCAGCACCAAGCAUGCCUCGAUGUGAUUGAGGAUGGCAUUGUUCAUGGAGGAUACAGUGGUGUUCUAAAGGAGGCUAAAAUUUUUAAGGAGUUAGUUCUGUCAGACACUUCAAAAGGUCUUGUCCAUGUCUUUUUUGCCCAACGUGCAACAUCUAAGGUACCCAAUAUUACUGAUGUUGGCCUUAAACCAAGACAUGUAAAGAAAGUUGCUGUUAUUGGGGGAGGUCUGAUGGGUUCUGGCAUAGCUACGGCCCUUCUUCUGAGCAAUAUAUAUGUUGUUCUCAAGGAAGUCAACUCUGAAUAUCUCCAGAAGGGCAUAAAAACGAUAGAAGCAAAUGUUAAAGGAUUAGUAACUAAAGGGAAGUUGACACAGGAUAAGGCACAGCAAGCUCUCUCAUUGCUUAAAGGUAGUUUGGACUACUCAGACUUCAAAGAUGUGGAUAUGGUCAUUGAGGCUGUGAUUGAGAAUGUUCCUCUCAAACAAAAAAUUUUCGGUGAACUCGAGAAAGUAUGCCCUUCUCACUGCAUUUUGGCUACAAACACAUCCACUAUUGACCUCAAUGUAGUAGGAGAAAAGACCAGCUCUCAUGAUCGCAUUGUGGGGGCUCAUUUUUUCAGUCCUGCUCAUGUGAUGCCUCUUCUUGAAAUUGUACGAACAGAGAAGACUUCUGCACAAGUAAUUCUUGAUCUUUUGAUGGUCGGAAAAAUAAUAAAGAAAGUUCCUGUUGUGGUUGGUAACUGCACGGGAUUUGCAGUAAAUCGAGCAUUCUUUCCCUAUACACAAGGUGCACAUAUAUUGGUCAAUUCAGGAGUGGAUGUAUUCAGAAUUGACAGGGUCAUCAGCAAUUUUGGUUUCCCUAUUGGUCCAUUCCAGCUUCAGGACUUGGCUGGCUAUGGAGUAGCCCUUGCAGUUGGAAAGGAAUUUGCUACUGCUUUCCCAGAUCGCACAUUUAGAUCUCCAUUGGUUGAGAUCUUGAUCAAACAUGGACGAAACGGUAAAAACAAUGGGAAGGGAUAUUACAUUUAUGAAAAGGGAAGCAAGCCAAAACCUGAUCUUUCUGUGCUACCAAUUAUUGAGGAAUCUAGACGAGUUACCAAUAUUAUGCCUGGUGGCAAGCCUUUAUCCGUUACAGACCAAGAAAUUCUUGAGAUGAUACUCUUCCCUGUGGUGAAUGAGGCAUGUCGUAUUCUGGAUGAAGGAAUAGUUGUUCGAGCAUCGGACCUUGACAUUGCAUCUGUUCUUGGGAUGAGUUUCCCAUCUUACCGGGGUGGUAUUAUAUUUUGGGCAGACCUGGUUGGGCCUAAGCAUAUAUACGAUAGUCUCAAGAAAUGGUCGGGAGUAUAUGGUAACUUUUACAGACCAUCGAGAUUUUUGGAAGAAAGAGCAAUGAAGGGUGUGCCACUGAGUGCACCCGCUUCGACAUCCCCAUCGUCAAGGUCACGUAUGUAAGCAAGUAAAAAACCUGUUUCCAAGCCGUUGUCGGGUAUAUGUGAUAUUCAGGAAAAUAAGAUUCGAGUUAUUGUUUCCUUGUAAUAUGUAAGGUGACUCUGAUGAUUUCGUAAGCAGUUGGUUUCCAAAAUAAAAAUAUAACCUUUCCCGUUAUUCCUCA